GUCAUCAGACUAGCAUCUUCAGUCGGUAGUCAAGAAGACUCAAAUACAACUCAGCUGAUCUACACAACUUCACCAGGUUGGAGAAAUGGCCUCAGAUCACAUGGUGGUUGCUGCCCUAGGUCGACCUUUCACCCUAGGAAUGCUCUAUGAUGCUCGGAAAGAUGAACUGAUCCCAGGUUUGACUCUGUGGGAUCAUAAAACUCUACAAGAGAAAACAGUUGAAAGCUCUCAGCACAGCAGUUCAUUUAAAAUUUCUGCAUCUGACUCCACUGAAUCCAAGUCCUCUCUGCUGGAUAUUAACGCUUCUCUGAAGGCCAGUUUCAUGGGUGGACUGAUUGAAGUUGGAGGAUCUGCCGCAUAUCUCAAUGAUACGAAGAAAUUCAAGAAUCAGAGCAGAGUGACGUUUCAAUACAAAGCCACUACCAACUUCAAACAGUUGUCAAUGAUUGACCUUCAAACCAUGGACCCCGAACAGAUAGAUCUUAUUGAGAAGGGCUUCGCAACACACGUAGUCACAGGCAUCCUUUAUGGUGCAGAUGCUUUCUUUGUGUUUGACAGUGAGAAGUUAGAAGCCAGCAGCGUUCAGGACAUCCAGGGCGGCAUGGAAGCUGUGAUAAAGAAGAUCCCCUCGUUUGAUAUUCAGGGGAAAGUUGACAUCAAGCUGACUGAUGAAGAAAAAGCUCUGACCAAGAAAUUCUCCUGCAAAUUCUACGGAGACUUCAUUCUUGAAAGCAACCCUGGAACAUUUGAAGAGGCAGUGAAGACCUAUGCAGAACUUCCAAAACUGCUGCAACAGGAAGAAAAGGGAGAGAAAGGUGUUCCACUGAUGGUCUGGCUGAUGCCGUUGAAGAGUUUGGAAGCCAAAGCUGCUGAGUUUAAGAGCGUCAGUGUUGGAGUAGUGAGGAAGGCGGAGAAUGCUCUAGAGGAUUUAAGGGAGCUAGUAAUGAGAUGCAACGAUUCUCUGGCCGACAGUGUUGGAGAGGAUUUUCCACAGAUUCACAAGCAUCUAACCACUUUCAAAGUAUUGUGUAAUCAGUAUGCAGCUAGCCUCCAGCAGACCAUGGCGGAGGAACUUCCUCUCAUCCGUGAAGGUAAAGAAAAUGAGAGCAAAUUAAAAAAAGUCUUUGAAGAUAGAGACAAGUCACCAUUCAGUCAUGAGAAACUAAGCAACUGGCUGGAUCAUAAGGAGAGAGAAAUCAACGUCAUCAGGUCCUGUGUAGAAAUAAUGCAGGGAACAAAGAUCAUCCCGAAUCAGUCAGAGCUGGACAGAGAGGUUCUUGCUUCAGGUGUAGAGGAUGCUCUGUGCUUCGUUUUCACCUCCCUGGAGACUGCUGACCCCGUCCUGGAUGAGAUGGGCAACUAUGUGGAUACACUUCUGUUAGUAAGUACCAAUGAAGUCCCGUGGUACUACUCAGAUGAAGUUUUAACCAACAUGAGAGAAAAAGCCAAAGCUUUCCAUGAUAUUGCCAAAGUCUUGAGAAAAAACAGCAGAUUGCGCUUCCUGAUUGCAGCCUUUGCCAAUGAGAAAUACAAAGGAGCUUCAAUCUACCAUUACAAAGACGGCAUACUGGUCAAUGAGGAUUUCUCAAAGCCUGACAUCACUAAUGUGGAGGCUGUCACAGACAGAAGAGACUUAAUCUGGUACGCCUGUGAUCUCACUCUGGAUCCAGACACAGCACACAACAGCCUCACUCUGUCCGAUGGAAACAAGAAGGUGACACAUGGAGCAGUACAGUCGUACCCUUACCUCCCACAGAGAUUUGAUCAUUAUCCUGAGGUCCUGUGCAGAGAGGGUCUGACUUGGCGCUGUUACUGGGAGGUGGAGUGGAGUACUGGCUAUAGUGAAGAUGUAGCUGUAGGUGUUACCUACAUAAGGCUGGGAAGGAAAGGAAAAGGCAACGACUGCUGGAUUGGAGGGAAUCCAAUGUCCUGGGCUUUAGGCCACAGAUGGUCCCCACCAGAUCCAACUCUCUAUGCAGAUAUUAAUUGUUCCCAACUCCGAUUCCCUGUUCCUGCUACUGGCUGCACUCGACUGGGAGUGUAUCUGGACUGGCCUGCUGGCACUCUGUCUUACUAUAAUGCCUCAUCUGACACACUGAGUCACAUCCAUACCAUCCGCACCAAGUUCUCUGAGCCUGUUUACCCAGCUUUCAUGGUUUGGCGUGACUUUAACUACGCAUUUCUGUCUCUGUAAACUUGGCUCAACAUGAUUCAAUUCAAAUGUCAGUCACACGUAACAAUGUGAUAAAUCAUAUCGCUUUCCUUUUCAUAUGCAAACUAUCUACACACAAAAUACAACUCCAAUACAAAUCGAAACUCAAGCCAACCCUAUCAUAUUAUUAGGGGCCAAGCAGCAAGUGUUGCAAAGUACUACUACCUCUUCCUUCCUGUUUUGAUGCAGUUAGCAAGUUAGCUCUGACUGUAAGAGAACUACGGAGCAGGGGUGUGGUGGGUGUGAAGAUAAGUAACCCUUAAUUAUCCUCCACCUUCAAAUGAAACUAGAGUUUACUCUUCUAGAGCUCGACGCCUGCUUGAAUAAAUGUUUUCUGAUAAUCAUAUUUGAUUACCCAGUUAUAGCACAUACAUACACAGCCCUACUCCACAGGUGCACCAGCUGUUUUUCCCCGAUGAACUUCAAAUUGACAGAAGUGAGCGGGUGAAUGAAUUCCACUGAGUUGAGUGGAUUUUCCUAAUUCCUGGUGUUCAUUUUGCUAUAUUGUUAUCUUAAUCAAGUUUGAAUAUCUUAAUUGCACAUGUAAUCAUGUUUGAAUAUCUUUACUGCACAUCUAAUCAUGGUGAUUGUGGGGGAAAUUACACAUAUCACACAAAUAAUCCUCAGAAAGGCCAGGCCAGAUAGUUUGUAAGAGGGUAGUAAAUUGCCACAGUGCCUUAAGAUAAGAACAGACCAGAUAAGACCGGCUUUGGUCGAAGGGAAUAUUACCAGGAUGAAAUAAAUAAGAUGAGAUUGCUGCAAAGGUAUUAAAGUUGUGAACAACUUGUCUUCAGUGUGCACAUUAUGAACUAACCUUUGUCUUGUGUACUAUGCUCUGAGUAUUAAUAAAAUGUGACAAUACUGCAAGACAUUUUUGUCUCUACUACAUUGAUCUGACACAUAACAAAUAAAGACUUUUUCACACAAACAUAUAUAGAGUUUAUAGAAUAAGAUGUUAUAAAUGAAACUACCCAACGGUUUAUACAAGUACAGUCCUUUAAUAAAUCACCACUGGUAGAAAAUACCUCCUGUGGUGUUCUUUGGUGAACAUUGUCUAACAGAUGUAACAGUAUGGUCAGAUAAGCUUUGUUUAAACCCUGAGAACUUUAAGAUCCCAAGCUUUCCAAAAAUACAAAAUUUGUCAGGAUGGAAUCAGAUGAUUUUCCAGCCUUAAGACUGCAGUUGUUUGAACAUACACAGAGCAAAACCUUCUUUUUUCAUCCUGAAAUAUUUGGUAUCUUUGAAAACUUUAGGAUCCCUACUCCAACUACUAAGUUCUGUUUCAGCAGAGUUUCAGAGGGUUAAGCAAGGGCAGAUUCACAGAGAAAAUAACCAAGGAAUGAGCACACCACACCAACAAAAAGCAUUUUUAGGCUCAAUCGUCCUCAUAAUCCUGAAUGUCAAAUUUGAACCAAAGUUAGAAUAUUUGCGUUUCCUGAAGAAAAUGCGUGUCACUGCUGCAUCUGCUUCUGCCACCGCUAUUGCUGCUCACAGACACAGCUUCUGAAAGAGUCCCAGCCAGAAGUGUUUGUGAUUCACAUCUGAAGAUACCACCCACAUUUGGACGAAUACUGUAUCAAAAAGCUAAUAUGUGACAGCAGUAGCUCAGUGUGUAGGGACUUGGCCUUGGAACUGGAGGGUUGCUGGUUCAAGUCCAGUAUGGAGUGUGGACUGGUAGCUGGAGAGGUGCCAGUUUCACCUCCUGUGCACUGCUGAGGUGCCCUUGAGCAAGGCACCUAACCCCUAACUGCUCCCUGGGCGCCUACAGCUGCCCACUGCUCCUAAUGUAUAUAGUAAUGUAUAUAGGAUGGGUCAAAUGCAGAGGGAAAAGUUUCAUUUCAUGUAUGUUAAAUUCUGUAUAUCCUGUGAAAAUGACAAUAAAAAGACUUUAUCUUUAUCUUAUAAUACUACACUA
This is a messenger RNA of Dicentrarchus labrax (European seabass), 4127 nucleotides long. Its product is annotated as stonustoxin subunit beta-like. Bases 86 to 2194 code for a protein of 702 amino acids. Gene Ontology annotation, molecular function: protein binding. The transcript has 4 exons. The record is from RefSeq and is a predicted model, not a curated record. Lineage: Eukaryota; Metazoa; Chordata; Actinopteri; Moronidae.